AUGGUGGUGUGCUAUCGGCGUCCAGGGGAGAUACCGAGCCCCGCGCCGCAGUCCUUCCUGCCCCCGGCCCCCCGCAGCGUGGGGACCUGGGUGCUGCUGGCGUUCCCCGAGGAGGGGGGCCUGAGGAGGCAGGCGGGGGAGCGACGACAGCACCCCCCUGGGCUCCCAGAGAUUCGGCUCCGAGUGCUAUCGCGGUGGCGGGGAUCGGGCCGCUUCCUGGACUGGGCCUGCCGCGAGUGCGUGGGCGUGUUCCGCAGGGCGUGCCUCGGCCCGGGCUGGGCGGUGGCGCCUCGCCAGGGCCCCCGCGCCGCGCCGAGUGCCUCCGAAACCGCGGGCAGGUGA
Messenger RNA from Prorocentrum cordatum, 342 nucleotides. Lineage: Eukaryota; Dinophyceae; Prorocentrales; Prorocentraceae. The record is from the annotation of a GenBank genome assembly.